AUGCUGCGUUUGUUGACGACGAGUGUUUUGUGCUCAUGGCGGCGUCUGGGAAACUCGUUGGACCAGGCCAUGGAUGUGCUCCUGCGUCAGCUUUUCGAUGUUUUUGAAAACCUUCACCUUGAGAUCAAUUGUAAACCAGGCAAAACUGAAGCCCUAUUAAAAUAUAGGGGCUAUCAGGCUGUGCAGUUGCGUGAGGCUCGCCGUUGUGCCGACGGCAAGCUUCGUCUCCAAGUCCCUGGUCGUCCUGGGAUUGCCAUUGACGUUGUGCAGAGCUACGUGCAUCUAGGCACCCACGCGAAUGUCGACGGCUCGUGUUUUCAGAAUGCGACCCACAGGUGUUCUAGCGCCAUGGCCGCUUAUGCUCCACUGUCUUCCAAGAUCUUCGGCAGAUUGCGUGCCUAG
Molecule: messenger RNA, 402 nt
Organism: Prorocentrum cordatum
Lineage: Eukaryota; Dinophyceae; Prorocentrales; Prorocentraceae
Source: the annotation of a GenBank genome assembly